AUGAGUUCCGAGGGUCUGUCUGGGGUAGGAAGUGACAUGAGUCCCGAUGGUCUGUCUGGGGUCAGAACUGACAUGACUCACGAGGGUCUAUCUGGGGUCAGAAGUGACAUGAGUUCAGAGGGUCUAUCUGGGGUCAGAAGUGACAUGAAUCCCGAUGGUGUAUGUCGGGUGAGAACUGACAUGAGUUCCGAGGGUCUGUCUGGGGUCAGAAGUGACAUGAGUUCCGAGGGUCUGUCUGGGUUCAGAAGUGACAUGAGUUCCGAGGGUCUAUCUGGGGUCAGAAGUGACAUGAGUUCCGAGGGUCUAUCUGGGGUCAGAAGUGACAUGAGUUCCGAGGGUCUAUCUGGGGUCAGAAGUGACAUGAGUUCCGAGGGUCUGUCUGGGGUCAGAAGUGACAUGAGUUCCGAGGGUCUGUCUGGGGUAGGAAGUGACAUGAGUUCCGAGGGUCUAUCUGGGGUCAGAAGUGACAUGAGUUCCGAGGGUCUGUCUGGGGUCAGACGUGACAUGAGUUCAGAGGGUCUAUCUGGGGUCAGAAGUGACAUGAGUUCAGAGGGUCUAUCUGGGGUCAGAAGUGACAUGAGUUCAGAGGGUCUGUCUUGGUUCAGAAGUGACAUGAGUUCAGAGGGUCUGUCUGGGUUCAGAAGUGACAUGAGUUCCGUGGGUCUAUCUUGGUUCAGAAGUGACAUGAGUUCAGAGGGUCUGUCUUGGUUCAGAAGUAACAUGAGUCCCGAGGGUCUAUCUGGGGUCAGAAGUGACAUGAGUUCAGAGGGUCUAUCUGGGGUCAGAAGUGACAUGAAUUCCGAGGAUGUAUGUGGGGUGAGAAGUGACAUGAGUUCCGAGGGUCUAUCUGGGGUCAGAAGUGACAUGAAUUCCGAGGGUCUAUCUGGGGUCAGAAGUGACAUGAAUUCCGAGGAUGUAUGUGGGGUGAGAAGUGACAUGAGUUCCGAGGGUCUGUCUGGGUUCAGAAGUGACAUGAGUUCAGAGGGUCUGUCUGGGUUCAGAAGUGACACGAGUCCCGAGGGUCUAUCUGGGGUCAGAAGUGACAUGAAUUCCGAGGGUCUAUCUGGGGUCAGAAGUGACAUGAGUUCCGAGGGUCUAUCUGGGGUCAGAAGUGACAUGAGUUCCGAGGGUCUGUCUGGGGUAGGAAGUGACAUGAGUCCCGAUAGUCUGUCUGGGGUCAGAACUGACAUGACUCACGAGGGUCUAUCUGGGGUCAGAAGUGACAUGAGUUCAGAGGGUCUAUCUGGGGUCAGAAGUGACAUGAAUCCCGAUGGUGUAUGUCGGGUGAGAACUGACAUGAGUUCCGAGGGUCUGUCUGGAGUCAGAAGUGACAUGAGUUCCGAGGGUCUAUCUGGGGUCAGAAGUGACAUGAGUUCCGAGGGUCUAUCUGGGGUCAAAAGUGACAUGAGUUCCGAGGGUCUAUCUGGGGUCAGAAGUGACAUGAGUUCCGAGGGUCUGUCUGGGUUCAGAAGUGACAUGAGUUCCGAGGGUCUGUCUGGGGUAGGAAGUGACAUGAGUUCCGAGGGUCUAUCUGGGGUCAGAAGUGACAUGAGUUCCGAGGGUCUGUCUGGGGUCAGACGUGACAUGAGUUCAGAGGGUCUAUCUGGGGUCAGAAGUGACAUGAGUUCAGAGGGUCUAUCUGGGGUCAGAAGUGACAUGAGUUCAGAGGGUCUGUCUUGGUUCAGAAGUGACAUGAGUUCAGAGGGUCUGUCUGGGUUCAGAAGUGACAUGAGUUCCGUGGGUCUAUCUUGGUUCAGAAGUGACAUGAGUUCAGAGGGUCUGUCUUGGUUCAGAAGUAACAUGAGUCCCGAGGGUCUAUCUGGGGUCAGAAGUGACAUGAGUUCAGAGGGUCUAUCUGGGGUCAGAAGUGACAUGAAUUCCUAG
Messenger RNA from Pecten maximus, 1884 nucleotides. RefSeq names its product collagen alpha-1(IV) chain-like. NCBI's taxonomy places the organism in Eukaryota, Metazoa, Mollusca, Bivalvia, Pectinida, Pectinidae. The transcript has a single exon. The record is from RefSeq and is a predicted model, not a curated record. Bases 1 to 1884 code for a protein of 627 amino acids.